Coccinella septempunctata (seven-spotted ladybird) is the source of this 2138-nucleotide messenger RNA. Its product is annotated as pickpocket protein 28-like. The transcript has 11 exons. NCBI's taxonomy places the organism in Eukaryota, Metazoa, Arthropoda, Insecta, Coleoptera, Coccinellidae. The record is from RefSeq and is a predicted model, not a curated record. Bases 317 to 2083 code for a protein of 588 amino acids. Gene Ontology annotation, biological process: sodium ion transmembrane transport. Gene Ontology annotation, molecular function: ligand-gated sodium channel activity. Gene Ontology annotation, cellular component: membrane.
CACUUAGAUGUGUCUUGGACGUAGAAAGGAUUUGAAGCUGCGACAGGAUAGAUCAAUGAAUUCUUCGAAAAACAGUUUCAGUUUGUAAGUGACUAUAUCUGCUAAAAAAAUCUAAUGAAUAUUGAUUGUGAUCAGGGAAUACUGGUAACUGAAUCCAGUUGAAAUAAUUUUUAUAAGAAUGUGAUGCUAAUCUGCAGGAGCUGAUUUUCAGGAUCAGAAAUAAUUUUUAGUUAGCUCCAAGUUGUGGUGACAUUAGCUUGCUGAAAAAUUGUUGGUUUCAAAAUUUCCACAAAUACCAGAUAUCUCGGAAUAAACUAUGGAAGGUGCUCCAGAUAACUACAAAGUAUAUCCAGAGACAAAUCCGUCCGCGAAAUCCAAUAAAAAACACACGAUCCUUUAUAAACUCCGAACCCACUUCAAAUCCUAUUGCAAUCAUACUAGCAUUCAUGGAUUCCAAUAUUUUGGACAGAAUAGAACAAUUUUUGAGAAGUGUUGGUGGAUUUUCAUCUUUAUCUGCAUCAUAAGCGGCUGUGGCUAUGGGAUUUACCUCAUAUACAAUAAAUGGCAGCAGAGCCCAGUGAUUGUGUCUCUAACCACUAGAGACACCCCGAUAUACCAAGUACCCUUUCCUGCCGUCACAAUAUGUCCUACGAUAAGAUUCUUCAAAAAAUGUAUGAAUUAUGGUGUUCUCUUCAAGAAUGUAACUGAAGGAAAUUUGAACAAACAUAACAUAAGCAGCUGGACCAAAAACGAAAAAAAUUUGUUGCAUUAUAUGAUCCCCCUAUGCAAGAGAAAUGAUGCUUUACAUGAACUAAUAGAUGAACCAACCAGUUCAGAUGAAAUAUAUGAGGCGAUAAGAAAUUGUUCCCCCUUCGUAUCAGGAGAAGGAGUUACUGUUCAUUUCAUGAAUGAAAUUCUUACUUUCAAUAGCUCAUUCAAUCAACUCUUCACUGAAGAUGGCCUCUGCUUUUCAUUCAACAUGUUAUCUACCGAGAAUAUAUUCAAGAAUACAACGAAUUUCAAAAGGGGUAGUAGCAGUAGUUCUGGACCUAAGUCGUUUUGGAUUCCGCAGCAAGGCUAUUCUAUUGAUGCAGAUUUGGAUACAUUCCCUAGAAGAGCUUUGCUAUCAGGAGCAGCUAAUUCGUUAGAAAUCAAAUUGAGACAUAGAAAGGAAGAUAUUGACUAUGUAUGUACUGGGGCUGAACAAGGAUAUAAGGUCAUCCUCCACUUACCCACAAGGGUGCCUAGACCAACUUUGGAAUACAACAUGGCACCCUUCGGCAAAUCAACCACUAUAAGAGUGGAUCCCCAUAUGAUGUCAACAUCUACAGUAGUGAAAUCAUAUGAUCCCAAGAAACGAGACUGCUAUUUCUCGGAAGAAAAAUACUUGCAAUACUUCAACAUUUACUCCAAGACAAACUGCGACUUUGAAUGCAUCACAAAUUACACUUUGAAGGAAUGCGGCUGUGUGCCUUUCCAUAUGCCUAGGGAAAUUUCGACUCCUUUAUGUGGAAUAGGAAUGAGAGGAUGUGUCAUUUUUGCUGCAGAGAAAUACAAUUUGAUGAAACUGAAAUCAAAAUUGAAAGAGUCAAAAAGGGCAGAUUCUUCCACGAGAAUGUUUUCAACAUUCACAGAAGUGGCUUUUGAUAACAACACAGAUGCUAACGAAACCGAAAACGUUGGAUCUAGGAAGAAGAGGCAAGUGGAACCGCUUCUUGAGGAUGCAGAUGAGGAUGAAGCUAGAUGUUCCUGCAUGAGGUCUUGCAGUGAUAUCACAUAUAAAGGAAGUGCUAGUACAACUGAUUAUAAUUGGAGAGAAUCAAGUGUUGAAGAGUAUUCUAAUGUUAGUUCCGAGUAUGAUUACUCCCUCAUCACUAUAUAUUUGGAUACCAACGUUCUAUUCACAACCGAAAGGAAUGAACUCUAUGGUCCCACAGAUUUUCUUAGUAAUUUUGGAGGAUUGCUCGGACUUUUCACGGGAUUCUCAAUACUUUCCUUUAUGGAAAUCAUAUAUUUCUGUUCCUUGAGAAUUGUCGGAAACCAAAGAAUUGUAGGCAGAUGGUAUGGAGAUAAAGAAGAGUGAAACUGAAUUUGUAUGAUCGUCUUCUAGUGUAGACGAAAUGAAAUAAAUUAUGCAA